Cladocopium goreaui is the source of this 1755-nucleotide messenger RNA. Lineage: Eukaryota; Dinophyceae; Suessiales; Symbiodiniaceae. The record is from the annotation of a GenBank genome assembly.
GAACCUUGUGUUUUUUUGGACUUCUCGCUGUUCUCGACGACCUUUAUGGUGAUGAUGCUCGCUGGAGUGCCAUUCUUCUACUACUUCAUGAAUUCUCCAAUGACCUCUAAGGCCUCCACAUUGUUGAGCACCGCCAUCGCUUUUGGGAUGGCCAUGACAUUGCUGCAGACUGUGGGGCUGGUGGGCAUUGUCAAGAUGAAGUGGCCAGAGUAUAUGGAACCCUUGAUGGACUUCGCUUCACUUUUCAUGUUGGAUUUGCGGGCUUUGAAUUUGAGCUGUUGGGGCUUCAAACCUUUCAUGUCCUACAUCAACAGUGUACUUCUUUGGCCAGGAGCCUUGCUUUGGCUGUCUCUUUGCGGAGCAAUUUCCCGGCUUCUGCCUCUCAAGUAUCACUUUGAAAGGGCCAAGGCUCUUAGCACCGGCGGGCAGAUCUUUCAAAUCGGCUUCACCAUUAUGUCCAAAACGGCUUUGCUGCCCUUCAUGUGUUACACUCAUCCAAACGGCAAGUCGAGCGUGCUGGAACUGAGUGAUGUGAUUUGCUGGGAAUCCGAAGAACACAUCAUCAUGGUGAUCUUCGGGGUGUCCAUGGUGGCUGUCAUGUGCAGCUACUGGGUUUUCUUGCUGUUCCUCACAUGCAUUGCCCCGGCGAAGUCAAAAGAUGAUGAUGGCACUUUCUUCAAGACCAGCCGGUUUCUCUUCUUUCGUUUCCGCCCCGACUAUUGGUGGUAUGGCACCUGCUUGAUCUUGCGCGGACCGAUGCUGGCCGUCCCCAUGGCCGUCUUCACGGAUUUGCCACAGGUGCAACUCUUCGUGAUGACUGCGGUCUUGGAGACUCGGCAUAUGGAAGAUGGCUCGGUUAUGAGCAUGCUACUCAUUUUGCUUCUGUCAGUUGCCUCGGCAUUCCUUGAUCCUUUGGAGGGAGACGUCCGAGCUGCCUACUCGGCGUUGGCAGGCGUGCUCCUUGCAAGUCUCUACUCAGUGACGUUUAUUUUGCUGGUUAUGGUCUUGACUGCCUUCUUUCACCGCGCUGCCAUGGGAAGUCAUGAUGAACUGGCCGUUUUGACGCUUGGCAAACCUCCAUCAACCACUGCCCUGCUUCAAGGGUUGAGUGCCCUAUGCGAGGCAAUUGAGGAGGUGGACGUCGAAUUCUUGGUCCAAACCAUUGAUGAAUUCAACGUCUACGACCGAAGGAUGUUGGCCAACGUGUUGACCACCGUGGCACCAUACUUUGACAAUGACCAACGUAUGCGCUUACUGAACCAGAUGCGCAUCUCAUCGGUCUCAUUGUCCACUUACACCAGUGAGAGGGACAGCCGAAACCGUAUCUCCAGCUCCACGGCUCGAUCGGAUCGCACCAACUCGGAUGACAAGGGUGGCGACAUGUUCAAUAGCUCGAUAGCAGAUCACAGCCGGAAUGCCAAUGUCGAAGAGGAGCCAGAAAAGGGGGUCGAAGAGGUGCGGCUCUCAGUCCCUGUUCAAGACCCGGAGGAACGCGAGGAACGCUCAGCGCCCUCAUUUGAGGCCCACAAUCGAGUCCAUUUUGCUGAAACUUUCAGGACAAUGGAGAUCUGAAAUCAGAGCUCGACAUUGGACUGAAGAGAAGCAAUGUGAAUUGCUGGGGAACGCACGAAUCCUCCGACGGUUGCAUGUGAUCAUGCCCAGCUGCGCACAGAUUUUUUGCUGGAAUUCUUUGUCGCAGGAUCUGCGUGGAGCAUUUUUUGCCUCCAGGAUCCAGCCAAUGCACCCGGAAAAUGU